CACCGCAGUCGCGGUGCGCGAUUGUCGAUUGUCGCCAUUGUGUCGAGCGAGCGACGGACGCGCGGAGCUCGUGCUUGUUUGAUUCGCAACACGCGAUACGAUAACGCAAAUCGAGUAAAUCGAUCGUGUAAUAACAGUUACGUACACAAUGAUAACAGUUGUUAAUUGAUAAUUUGUUUAAACUUAUUUACAUUUGAGAUUUGUGUGUGUAGUGCCGGCGGGACUGAGUUUUUUACACGUGAUUAAAAGGCUUCAUCGUGGAUCUGGAAUUACACCAACGUGCCAGCGGUCACUUUAUGAGUGCCGCUGGUGCGAUGUGCGACCGCACCGGCUUCGGGUCGACCAUGGGCCACUUCCCCAUGGGUCCCAUGUCGGCGAUGGGCGCCAUCGGCUCCAUGGGCUCCAUCUCCGCCAUGAACGGGCCCCAACAGAAGAAGGCCCAAGAAGAACACAUCAAAAGACCUAUGAACGCCUUUAUGGUGUGGUCAAGGCUUCAAAGACGGAAGAUUGCACAGGAUAACCCUAAGAUGCACAACUCUGAGAUCUCGAAGAGAUUAGGUGCUGAAUGGAAACUCCUGACAGAAGACGAAAAGAGACCGUUCAUCGACGAAGCCAAGCGCAUCAGGGCGAUGCACAUGAAGGAACACCCUGACUACAAGUACCGGCCGCGGAGGAAGCCCAAGACAUUGAGGAAGGAGGGCUACCCGUACUCCAUACCGUACCCCAGCGUGCCAAUGGACGCUUUGAGAGCCGGUAUGGCCGGCGGAGGUAUGGGACAGGCUAUGGGAGGGUACUACGGGGCAGCUUACGGCCCGCUCGGGGCCAGCAUGGCAGCAGCAGCGGCUGCGGCUGCGCAGCAGAACGCUAUAAAUGCUGCGCUUACUCCUAACCCACAGGUUGGCUCAUCAAUGGACAUGUCGAAGUACUCCAUCGAGGCGGAGAAGUACCGCAGCUACGGCAUGUACCCGGAUCCGUCGCGGGGCUACCUGGACUCGGCGGCGCUCUCCAAGGCCUACAUGUACAUGGACCAGCAGCAGCAGCGCUCCUACCCGGUCGACAUCAGCAAGAUGUACUCCGAGGCGUCAGCAGCCGCCAUGGCGGGGCUGAGCUCAGUCAACUCUGCCCCUUCGAGCCUUUCCCCGCGCUCCCCAGCGGAAUCCCCAGACAUGACCCCUAAAGCACAGGACAGGACUGAGGGCAGCUCGUCGUCUGGCUCCAAUCCUUCUCCUUCCCUCCCGUACUACCAGGGCUCGUCCAGCAUCCUCAUGCCGCAGUACCCCGGCCAGUACCCGCAGAGCACUCAAGCGGGCUCCGAGUUCCGACGACCCCUCACUGUCAUAUUCUGACCUGAAACCUAGUUUGUUGUUGUUGAUUUUUAUUUAUUCGUUUAUUUUUAUUCGACUGCGAAUUUAGAGGUUAGAUUUCUUUAUGCUAUUAAAAUUAUAAAUGCGGUUCGGCGAUAAAAUUAUUUGAUGCGAAUGUUAAGAUAUAAAUUCUAUUAUAUUAAAAAGAUUCUUCUAUUCAAAAUUUUAAUUGUUUUUUUAUUAAUUAACGUUUCGAUACGUUUCGUGGGACCUGUUCGCUCGUGAAACUAGUGUUGGACUGUUUUAUUUGUGCUCCAAAGUUCCUUCUUAUUUUCCUCCAGUAAUUUUAAGUUGAUAGAUUAUGUCUAGCCUAUGUGUAUAGGAAAUAUACCUAUUUCUUUGUUGUAAAUAUAGUUAAUUGUUUAAAUAGGUGUUGAUUCUUUAUCGGUUAAGUGAGUUUUCGGAAAUGCUAAAAAUGGCACCUUAAAAUUUUAAGCUGUAAAAUAAUUCAAGCUACAAGAUUCAAUAAGGGUUCGAAUUUCAAGUUCUAAAACUCAUUUAUCGAUAAAGAAAUAAUUUUAUCGAUUAUUGUAACAGUAACACUAAAAUAUCGAAUGAUAUAACAAACUCGAAUAAAUCGAACAAAUAUGUGUCGCUUUUACAAUAACUUAUUGGAAUAAGUCCAAAUUAAAUUACAACGACUUUUGAUAAUACUUGUAAAAUGUAAAUAUAGUUACAUAAUUGUUAUAUUUUCCUCUUUAGAUUCAUAUGUGUCAUUUUGUAAUUAAAAGUUAAAUUGGAUGUUAAAACUACUGUAGUAUAUUCAGUAGUAUUUUAUUUUUAUUUUGGACUUAAUUGAAGACUGCUUGACAGAAAAUCGGUUAAUCGAUUAUGUAAUCGAUUCAUUGGAUCACUUGUGAUGCCUAUUAAUUUCUGAAAUCCUAUAGUUUUUAGAACAGAUUAUUUUAGUAGUGUCUGGUUUGAAUAAGUAAAUAAUGUAUCGGAACAUCUGUUAUGCAAAUUACUUUAUUUUAAUCUGUUGUUUAAACUGUAGAGGUAGAAACAUACAUUCCAUCUUUAAUAGUCAUCAUAAUGUAAAAACAAAUCUGUGAUUUUUAUUAUUUUUAUGACUUACAUAUUAUAACAAUUCAAAUAUAUGUUAAAAUUGACAACAGAAAAACGCAGAACAAUUAUUUAAAUUAUCGUUGUCGGCCAUCUUGUAUCACUUUGCAUUUAUAAGUUGCCAUAUAAAAUAUUUUUCAAAUUUGCAUGACUGCAACAAAAAACAUUAAAAAAAUAUAUCCCGUAAUUUAAACCUACAAAAUAACAUUUUAAUCAUUAUAUUUAGAAAACUAUUGUAAUUAAUGAGAAAACUAAGCGUAUUUGUAUAAAUAUGUUGUAAAUUUAGUCGAUUGUAAUGAUGGGAAUAUUAUCUCGAUUAAAAAAUAUUAUACGUAAUUAAAAUGAUUAGAAAACUUACAAAAUGUAUU
Molecule: messenger RNA, 2794 nt
Organism: Trichoplusia ni (cabbage looper)
Lineage: Eukaryota; Metazoa; Arthropoda; Insecta; Lepidoptera; Noctuidae
Gene: Sox21b
Product: transcription factor SOX-21-like
Exons: 5
Coding region: 297-1346 (349 amino acids)
Biological process (GO): cell differentiation; anatomical structure morphogenesis; regulation of DNA-templated transcription
Molecular function (GO): RNA polymerase II cis-regulatory region sequence-specific DNA binding; DNA-binding transcription factor activity, RNA polymerase II-specific
Source: RefSeq, a predicted model, not a curated record